Liolophura sinensis is the source of this 3459-nucleotide messenger RNA. RefSeq names its product transcription factor Sox-14-like. The transcript has a single exon. The record is from RefSeq and is a predicted model, not a curated record. Lineage: Eukaryota; Metazoa; Mollusca; Polyplacophora; Chitonida; Chitonidae. Gene Ontology annotation, biological process: positive regulation of transcription by RNA polymerase II; neuron differentiation; brain development. Gene Ontology annotation, cellular component: nucleus. Gene Ontology annotation, molecular function: RNA polymerase II cis-regulatory region sequence-specific DNA binding; DNA-binding transcription activator activity, RNA polymerase II-specific. The coding region runs from base 265 to 1044 and encodes 259 amino acids.
GAUCAGAUGCUGUUUCACAUUCUAUUCAGGGACCAGCGAAGUGUUACCUUCUGAGAGCUAUUCCCACACAACUGUACAGGCUGUGUUUACCUCCUAGAAUAGACCGGUGACAUAUCCUCACUCACUCGACCCAACGUCGACCCGAAUGGUUUUAUAGCGUGGAUUGUCACACAUAUAUCUGCACACACCGGCUUACCUUUACGCCGUAGUGCAGUCGGAACUUAGCUCAACAACCACAAGUGUAUACCUGGAAUCCAAGCAAAGAUGCAACACUUCGGAUCUUUUUCGGCUGCCGAAAGUCUUACGACGAAUACGGACUCGAAAAUGACUAAGGCGCAAGCCGAGCACGUGAAGCGGCCCAUGAACGCAUUCAUGGUGUGGUCAAGAGGCCAAAGGCGAAAAAUGGCUCAAGACAAUCCGAAAAUGCACAAUUCAGAAAUCAGUAAGAGGCUAGGUGCGGAAUGGAAACUUCUGACCGAGGAGGAAAAAAGACCAUUCAUCGACGAAGCGAAACGACUGAGGGCGUUGCACAUGAAAGAACACCCUGACUACAAGUACCGACCAAGGAGGAAACCCAAGUCUUUACUGAAAAAAGACAAAUAUGCGUUCCCUAUACCUGUGAUCCCUGGUAUGAACGCGACACUAGGUGGACUACCGCCGGGAUUCGGAAUCCCCACUUCUCAGUCGGACAGCGUUCUCAGCAAUCUUAACGGGAUGAGCCUAGCGGAGAAGGCUAGAGCGUUUCUCCCGCCUGUGUCUAGUCACUCGCUCUACGGACAUUUAGAUUCAGCCAGUAAAUUGGACUCCUCAUCCCUCUCCUUAAGGGCACCGGAUAUGGCUAGUGCCCUUUAUUCUCCGUACGCUGCCUCGGCGCACAGUGGGCUGGGUGCGUUCCCCCCGGCCGCGCACUCUCAUAGUGGAUUACCUGGACAGUACCUGGUGCCCUGUUGCCCUCCGGCGUAUAUGCCCUCACAGGACCUCCACAGGCCGGUAGCUUAUGUCUUAGUCAAACCUGAGGACCAUUACAGGCAUUCUGUACUAUAAACAAAAACUUUUAAUUUAAAAUUGUGUGUACAUAAAUUUAUAUAUAUAUCCAUCUAUCUAUCUACAAAUAUAUAUAGGCCCAUCACCGACAGGACAUCGUUGUUGAUGCCUCGUACAUACUGUUAUAUAGGGUGACAAUUGUGGUGAAAACGGCGGGUGACUUUAUACGGACUCGUUCCUUCUCUACCGUGCUUCAUCCCUGGCACUUCGUUUUAACCAUCGAAGUCGCCAUCACAUGGAUGUAUCUAUUACUUGGACGUUGUGUUUUAGAAUCAUGUCCGCACAUUUCCCAUCUGAAUUUGAAGGUGAUUGCGAUUUUGUCAAUUUUCUAUGAAAAACAAAAGACUUGCUUAUACUAUACUUACAACGUUGGUGAAGAAUUUCUUGGAGUGUCUGCCGCUUAUGUUAGUGUUUUAAUUGUUCUUUUUGUUUCAACUCCUUGUUAUUCCGUUGCUUGGUAGAAUUUUAUUGACAUUUACAAACCGACGCCUAUAGUAGUGCUACAACAACACCUUCACCGAUGACGUGGACGGGCCAGUGGGAUCACGGGACAUCAUCGACGACGCUCCCGCCUGUCAGGGUUUCACGCAUGCCCCGGACUAUGAGCACCAGAAUACCGUAACAUGAGAACUUUUGCCCUCUGUCUGGCGGUCGCAGUGAGUCUUGCAUGCGUCAUAGUGCUCAAUGUCUUCAAAAAUUAACAUGAUCAUUUCUAGUACCGUAUAAUCUCGAAUAGGGUGGGUGUGUGCGUAAUCUGUAUCUCAAGGGCACAGAAUUCAUAACGGUACGACCGUAUAGGACUCGCGUACAUUUCUCGUCGUACCAUACAUGUAUAUACUGACCAUGCAUAUUGAGGCAGUACCUCAUGGCCAACGAAGUUGUACACUGCGGUACUAUUGGGUAUAGUACAAAACUAUGAUCUCAGAAGACUGGAAAGCUCACUAAUUUGUUUAAUUAAAAUACAAACCAUUCUUGUUUCAAAACAGAAUGAACAAAGAUAAUAGUAGUGAACACGUUAUAGUAGCUGCGAAACAACGCUGAUUUUGAAUUUCACAAAAGAAGCAGCAUUUUUAUGAUUAUUGUGUUGUGUUAGUAAUUGUUUUUUAUUGUAUUGACAGCUGUCACAAAUUGUGUCAGUGAUCAUGACUAUAUUUAAUUGUUAUUUAGCUUACACAUAAUUUACUUCGCCGCAAAAUCUUUAUCUGGUAACAUUUAUUUCAACAUUUUGCAAAGGAGAUUAACAAAUAAGGAAUUGUGCUUUCGAGUUCAUUGUAUGCUGUUUGUUUUUGUACGUACGUCGGAAAUACAGUUUUAAAAAAUGACAGUAUUUAAACCAUUAUAUCUCCGUGAACAAAACUUGCAUAAUGACUGGGGAGAUGUAUAUAUCAGGAAAUUUAAAAGUCGCAAGAAAUUGUAUAUGUGUAUAUGCGGUUGUUAUCUAUUCGAUUUAGUGAAUGACAAGUGCUUUCUCAAGUGCUGUAUAGCUUUACAAUUGUCGAUGUGAGGAGUUCGGAGAUUAAAACGCCCGGCUCAGCGCAUAGUGACUAUCUUUAAAUGUUUAAUGUUAUUAUUGGAUGUGACAUAUUUCCGCGUUAAUUCUGUUGCCUUUUUUCUUUAUUCAAGUGCAUAAUUAAACACAGUUUAGGCUAAUCGGUUGAUAGUUUCUACAAAGCUUCUGUUUACUUCUUAAAGAGAAAAAAUGAUGACACCAUUAAAGUGAUACAUGGAUGACUUUACGUCAAUUAGGCCUAAGCACUGUAUUAGGUUAGUUUUAGAGUUGCUUCUAAACUUGUCUUUUAAUAGCGUGCCCGUGAAAAUAGCUAUAACUACGCCGAGGAGUUGGACACUAUGUAUAACAUUAAAUUUGUUGAAUUUGAUACACCCAAGGUGUUCGACAGUUUUUGUACUCUGGAUGUUAUUUUAAUAGUUUGCUUAUUGGCAGUUUCAUGUAUUCUGGAUUGAUCAGAUUCUCUCUUAUAAUCCAACCAGUUUGGGAUCGAAUCCCAGCGCAGUCAAUUUUGCACUUGACCAAUGGGACAUUGUUGCAUUUUCACGCCAUUUUUUUACACGUUGUGGUUAGAAGUGAGUAUAACCUUCAAGUAAUUAUGACGUUAUUAAAUAUUUUUUUUGUUUUUUGGAUUUCUUUGUUGUGUUUUUUAUAUUUUGGGAUUAGAAUUUACAUUGAUGUAUAUACCAUGACUGAAAAUUGUGAAAUAUUUCAAUACUAGCCCAACAUAUCGUUGGGGUCAUCUAUACACGUCUCUUACCUGUAUGCUCAUGUGUAUGCCUUGUGAGUACUUCUGCAUACUAUAUAAGGUUAUGCCGAGUGAAACGGGAGAGCUACGUAUAUACGACCAAAAGUUGAAUGUCAUCCUAAAAUGAAAUAAAAGAAAAUAUGUCUGAUUGGGAGAACAA